AUGGAACCCUCUGUUACGUCUCCUGGAACUCCCCCUUUUCAGUCUGGAUCUACUGUUACCCCGGACGCUGUUCAAAUUCGUCAAGCUUACAAGAAAGAACCCGAAAGCACAAACAUGAAGUUCGUUUUUCGGCCAGACGCAUCUUCUUUUACUCCUUCUUCCUCUGUUCACCCGUAUACUAGAACCUCCAAACGAUCUCUUCCCAGGAAAAAGGGUUUUCCAUCAUAUCAAGCCCUGACUCAAGUCUCUGAGGAGGGGAACUGCAAACACACACCUGCUGGUCGUGAAAUCAUUGGUCAUGCAAAUGACGCCAACCAACAUGCGGCAGCUUCUUUAAGAGCUUUGUUGAUGGGUGAAGAGAACAAGGAAGAAGUCGCCACUGAACCAAGUUCCCAGCUUCACACUCAACUAAAUGUGGAAAGUCCAUCUGAUGACUGUAUUAGACUUGUCCCCUCAGUCAAUGCUGUAUCUCAUCCCACUCAAGACGGUGAUUUACUCAAUCGUGCUUUCCAACAAGAAUACUCCCAAGACUGGAGGUUUAGAGAUAUUUCAAGGAUUCCAGAUUCUGAUCAAGAGGAGAUAUGGAAGGAACAGAACAAUCAUCUUCUCCUAGGAAACGAAAACGAUACAACUCCGUCUCAGCUCAAUCCUGUUCAGCAGGAAAUCGAUCUUCCUCCUUGCAAACUUUUCAGGGAUUCGUCCGUCUCUUCUCAUACCGCUUCUCAAGCGGAUAGUUCCCAGUAUACUGGAGUGUCUCAUAGCCGCUCCGAGCGUCUUACUCUUCAUGGUCUCGGCGAAGGAAGAUCUAGGAAUGAAUACGGUCGAAACCUCAAUCAAGGCCAAGAACACGGUCAUGGGGUGAUUGGAAACGCAACACCGAUCACUGAUGGUGCUCCGACCACAGUCGUGGUCAGUGAAGCCGGAUGCGAUAUUCCCAUGAUUCGAGAACCGUGGACCACUCAAGCCCAAUUGCCAAGAGAAGGAAGAGAGGAUAUUAUAACGAAUAUAGGUGGCCAUAAGAUCUCAUUUGAUCCGGAUCUUCCUCCUUUGGCAAUUGAGCAUCCUGCUAGAGUAUGGAAUUCAAUGAUUCAUUCUCUCAGCUCUGAGCUUCAGCCUGUAAUCAAAUGGGAUUAUGAAAAGAUACUUCCUCAACAACAAGGAGACGAUACCUUUUGGCUUGCCCAACUCACUCUGGUCCUUCCGCCUUCUCAUCCUAGCAUAGCAGAACAUUCCUUGUUCCCGACUUUGCCUAAAAAUCGAUAUAAGAAGGAAUACGUUGCGUCCGUGGAAUCUUUGGGAGGUAUCAAACGCUGGGUGGGUGAGCCCAAGAAGCUCAAAGCUGACGCCCAGAACACCACUUUGGUAAAGUGUAUUUCCGAAAAUGCUCUUGCUUGGGUCUUAGCGCCUAAUGGUAUCAGGAUCGCUGCCGAGAGCGAUGAUGACGAUGAGAACGAUCUUGCGCCUCCUUUCAUACAAGGAGCUGCUUCGACAAGUGAGACUGCAGCUGUCGAUAUUCAGCACCAUCCCUCAAGUAAUGGAAUCAACCACAUUCACCCAAGUCUUCGAACAACCGUAAAGCUGCCCCCUUCUCAGCCACUCGCGAAUUACUCCGUACCACCUGAGAAGAGUGACUUGACCCAAUGUCAAGACAGUGAAGAAAUAAAGAUCGAUGAGGUAGACCUUGAUAUACACUCCGUUGUUGCUUCUCAGACACCUUUGGUGACUCCCCGCCUUCAAGAGACCGUUGCACGAGAUGGAAGAUUCAACCCUUUCCAGCGAUUCAUGGAUUUUCUUCAUAUGACUUUGGGUCCUGGAGGGAUCUGUCUUCACAAUCCCGUUUCUUUCUCUUCCCACUGGGAGCCUUUCACAAACAAAUUUGGUUGUACACUUACUGUCGGUACUUCCGUAAAUAAUAAAGUUUACCAAGAACAAGCGAUAUAUAAUUAUGCCGAUGAAGCUCAGAACGCCGUCUGUAAGAAGGCGUUGGAUUUGAAUGUCGAAGGAUUUAUGAACUGGCUCAAAGAAAGUCUUGCCCCAAAUCUGUGGGAUUCUACAAGUCUUCUAGCCCCUUCUUAUCCUGAAGAGAUUGUCGUCCGUCCACCUUUAUUUCAGCAUUAUCAACCCCCUAUCCUCUUUUCAAGCCGAGCAGAAUCAACCUGGCAAACUCGAUUGAAAUCUUUUUGUACUAAAAGCGGGCCAAGGUCUCCCAGAUAUCAUGAACAGCUUUUCAGCUACGAAGGAACCGAUACUCUAGUUAGUGGAGUCACGAUCGGUGAUGAUACUUUCUCUAUUCCAAAGAACAGUCGUACCGAUGAAGAGGCCAGGGAGUACCUCGCCAGAAGGGUUUUAGUUGAUCAUUUUCAUCAAAAACCGGGGCAUGAUAGCCCGCUUAUGGUCUCGAAGACAGGUGCCAUGAGAGGUAUCAUGUCUUCUUAA
Messenger RNA from Kwoniella shivajii, 2436 nucleotides. RefSeq lists its product as uncharacterized. The record is from RefSeq and is a predicted model, not a curated record. The transcript is spliced from 7 exons. NCBI's taxonomy places the organism in Eukaryota, Fungi, Basidiomycota, Tremellomycetes, Tremellales, Cryptococcaceae. Bases 1 to 2436 code for a protein of 811 amino acids.